Myxocyprinus asiaticus (Chinese sucker) is the source of this 3646-nucleotide messenger RNA. RefSeq names its product interferon-inducible GTPase 5-like. The record is from RefSeq and is a predicted model, not a curated record. Gene Ontology annotation, molecular function: GTP binding. Gene Ontology annotation, cellular component: membrane. The transcript is spliced from 3 exons. Lineage: Eukaryota; Metazoa; Chordata; Actinopteri; Cypriniformes; Catostomidae. The coding region runs from base 1188 to 2354 and encodes 388 amino acids.
AUUCUUGCAACGGAUGUUGACCAAAAGUAUUGUCGUACUCAAAAUCUUCUUUUUUCUCAAGCCUCACUUGAAACUAAAGAAAACUCAUCAAGAUCUGUCGAUAACCCAUUAAUGAUGGAAACAAGAAAUUAAGUUUGUAUUGAAGUUACUGAGAAGAGUCGAUCAAAAUGGAUUAGGUGUGGGAGGACAGAAAGUAUUUUUCACCAAGAGUUGAUGGUGUGAGUCUACAGCACCCCUUUAAUAUGUGAAAAUGCUCAUGAGGUGUUUUGCUGUCACUUCAAAUGUUUGUUUUUCUGACACUCAGAGGUAAAUUGGACCUGACAGAUCACAUUCAGACAGCCAUGACACACUGCACUUUUUCAUGAUACAAGCGUUAAAUUGUUAUAUGUGUAAUUCUGUUUAAUUUUUUUUAGGUUUCAACUUGUUAAUAAUAUGUGUUAGAGUGACAGCUCGUAACAGUGACAGCUCAUAUUAUUUCACAUAAAAGUUAUAUAACAUUAAAACGUUUGUACUUUUUAAAAUUAAUUUGUCACCCCACAUUUUUAAAAGGCUAAAAUGUAAUUAAAAGUGUUGUAAACAGAAUAUAAAAUAAAACGUACACUUUCACAUCAACUCAUAAUUUUUGUCUAAAUGAAGGCCUUUGACCUCAAAUGAAAUGUUCAUAUCUUUUACGUGUUAUUUUCUUUGGAGAUACCAACUGUAGAAUUGAAAAUAAAAGGAAUAUUUUGAAAGACAUUGUUCCUGCCAAUUUAAGGGUUUAAUUAAUGAAAGGAAUCAUAAUAUGUUUUAUAGAUUUAUGCUGGCAGGUCCAAGGGUUAGAGUUAGGCUCUGCAAGGCUGGUGGGAUUUAAUUAAUUUAUUUUUAUAAUCCAAAUUUUUGUUUCUUAAUGAAAAAGUAUGUAGGAUUAUUUUAAAAUUAAACUACAUAUUUAUGCAUUUAUUAAUCAAUAGGCCUAUAUUAUUUAUUUAUUUUUCUAUUUCAUUUUAUGUAUUGUGGGAACACUACAAAAUUUGUUUACAUGUCUCCCUCAACUUCCAUUUUAGUUUUAUGUGUCAAAUAGACCCCAGUUAUCCUCGCUGUUUCUUUGAAUUGUGGUUUUAUUUUUCCCGGAGAGGGCAGAGGAACAUACAAGAAAAUAAAAAGUUAAAAAGCUCUCCACACACAAGUGAAGAAUUUAAUCAGGCAUAAUGACAGAAGAUUCUUCUGCUGACAUGGAUUUCUCUGGAGCUUUGCAGAGACUGGGAAAACUUGACCCAAUUGAAGCUGUUGCAAAGGCUAAAGAACAACUUGAAACUCUUGACAGUGUGACUGUAAAUAUUGCGGUUACUGGGGAAACAGGAGCGGGCAAGUCUGCCUUUGUUAAUGCUUUUCGAGGUCUGGAUGAUGAUGAUGAAAAUUCUGCUCCAACUGGAAUAACUGAAACAACAAUGGAGGUUACCAUGUACACCCAUCCCACAAAGUCAAAUGUGAGACUAUGGGACCUGCCAGGGAUUGGUAUGCCAAAUCUCAAUGCAAACAAAUACCUCAAAGAAGUCAAAUUUGAGACUUACGAUUUAUUUAUUAUCAUUUCAUCAGAGCGGUUCAAGGAAAAUGAUAUCUUUCUAGCCAAAGAGAUUAAAAAAAAGCAGAAGUGUUUUUAUUUUGUCCGGACCAAGAUUGAUAAUGACAUUCACUCAGCUGCAAAGAACAAAAAUUUCAAUGAGCAGCAGGUACUUUGUGCAAUUAGAGAGGACUGCCAGAGAAACUUGAAGGACGUUGGAAAUCCCAAGGUGUUUUUGAUAUCCUCUUUUGACUUGGGAAAAUAUGACUUCCAAAACCUGGUAGAUACCUUAGAGUUAGACCUUUCAGAACACAAGAGAUUUGCUCUGGUUCAGUCUUUGCCUGUGUGCUCUCUGGCCAUGCUAGAGAAGAAAAAGGAGUCUAUAGAGAAGUUUAUUUGGCUUGCAGCAUUGGCCUCAGGCUUUGCUACCUAUAUCCCAGUCCCAUUUGUGUCAGUGGCUUUUGACAAGGCAGUACUGGUGACCUUCCUUAUAAGCUGCCAUUACACUUUGGGAUUGAAUGAGAAUUCACUCAUCAAACUGUCAGAGAGGGUAAACAAGCCUGUCUCACAGCUGAAAUCAGCAAUAAAGUCUCCUUUUGCAUUAGCUGUUGCAAACAUACUGGGGGUUCCAACUUGUACAUCUAAAGCAAAACCAUUAAAAAGCUUAGACGAACUGCUUGACAGUAAACGUCUUGUGGAAGGGCUUCAUGAUGCUGCGGCAGCCUUCAAAACUGCAUACACUGCAUUAAGCGGAGGUCUAAAUGAAAUGAUAGAUGAUAUGAAAGAAGUUCUCCAUGUGGCAGGAUUGCAAUAAUAAAAGCAAGCUGGUACAGCAAAGAGAUGAUUACCAAAACCAAGAAUUAGCUAAUCAGAACUGAGUUUAUUGUCUGAGUUUAUAGAGCAUACGUUUGCACAUAUGAGGAAUUUGCAUUGGUGAGACAACAAAUCUACUCAAUUAAGAAAACGGGUUGGAAAGAGAAAGUUAUAUUAAAUAGUGUCCAGUAGUGUUCUUUAUAUCUCUGCGUGGUGCAUGGUAAAUUAAAUUGAAUAGAUAAUAUAUAGCAUAUUAACAAUAAGAAAAUUGGUAUUAUGACAACUUUACUGUCCACUGGAAUUAGCCUUUGUGAUAGUUUGAAUUUUAUGUCUAAUUAUUUUAUUGUACAAUCCUUGGAGUAAUAACAUCACCGAAUGUUUAACUUGAUUUACAAUGAAUACAAAGACUACAGUCUAAGAGACAGGAUACUACUGUAUAUACUUUCUAUGUAUUUUCAAAUGCAUUUUAAUUUAUGAUAUAAAUGUAUUUAAAUGUAUUUGUUUUAUAAUAUGGUUAAUGAUAUUAGACUUGGUGACUUGGUAAACAUGGGUGUGAGCAUGAGAAGCCCUUGUAAAAAAUAAAUAUUAAACUUUAAAAACAAAAAUAAAAAGCGUAUCCCACCUUUGUUUCACCAAAAGCAACAAAGUCAAGAUUAAGCACAGGAGUGACUCAAAAUGACUCAUACAGACUUGAAAGCAUGUCCUUAGAAAUAGGCCCAAACCUUUUGUUCAUGAGCUGACAUUUUGUCAGUUUUAUCAUCACAUUUACUGUAUAAUGUAUGAAGCAGCUGAUUGAAAUAUAAGGUGUGUCUAAAAUAUUGAGGUGUCACAGUAAUAUAGCCCAAUUCUUAUAACUGACACUUGGUAUGUUGUCAUAAAGUAUUUAUUUGUGUGCUGUUACCCAUGACAACAUGUUGCGUGUGAUGGGACAUAACCCAAAAACUGCACAUACUGUAUGAUUUUUUUAAAUCUAAAUGUUUUUGUCUAAGUACUAUGUUAUAGUGUAACACACCUACUGCCCCUGACCAACAUUUAGUAAUUAUAAUAAUAAUGAAUUUGUAAUAGUCUUAAAGCAGGUAAGACAUGUUGUUUUAUUUGUUUAAUCAUACUUUUAAUUAUUUUAGACAUUUUACUGUUUCGUUGAAAAUCUGGAGUCAGGCAUAUGUUUUAUGUAUUUAUUAGAGACCAUUUUGGACCUCCUGUGAUAGUAAUUAAAGCCCUGUAUGUUUGAACCAGAAAUGUAGAACUUCAACUUAAAAAAUGUGUUGUUUUGCAAUUAUUUUGAUGUAUUUU